Colletotrichum truncatum is the source of this 540-nucleotide messenger RNA. RefSeq names its product Sas10/Utp3/C1D family protein. Gene Ontology annotation, cellular component: exosome (RNase complex); nucleolus. Gene Ontology annotation, biological process: regulation of gene expression; maturation of 5.8S rRNA. The record is from RefSeq and is a predicted model, not a curated record. Gene Ontology annotation, molecular function: RNA binding; DNA binding. NCBI's taxonomy places the organism in Eukaryota, Fungi, Ascomycota, Sordariomycetes, Glomerellales, Glomerellaceae.
AUGGCGAUGAAGGACAUGGCCCAAGACCUCGACAAGCUCGAUGUUCACAUCGACUCCCUCGAGGAUGCCCUUAAGCCCCUAAUCUCCGACCUGCCUGAAAUGUCUAACGAGCUUCCUCUCCUUGAUAAGGCUAAGAUGUUUGCUCUGACUGCAUACGCCAUUGAAUCACUCCUCUUCUCCUCACUUCGUCUACAAAAUGUGGAUGCUAAAGACCACAACAUCAUGACGGAACUCAAGCGCGUGCAACAGUACUUUGGCAAAAUUAAACAAGUUGAGGAGGCGCAGACGCCCGCCCAGCGGACAAUGACUGUCAACACCGAGGCUGCGACUCGGAUUCUCAAGGCGGAUUUGGGUGAUGACAAGGCUUUGAAGAAAAGACUGGAGGAGAAGCUGGCCGAGGAGCGUGCCAAGGCGUUGCUCAACUCUAUGCAGAAGACGAAGAGACCAGCGCCCGACUCGCCAUCUGCCAGCUCCUCAGGCCCAGAGAAGAAGCAGAAGAACUCACGAAGGAAGAGCUCUGGCAGGAAGAACAAGCCUUGA